UUUAACGCCUACGUGGACUUGCUGCAGCAGCUGCUGCAGCAGCAGCAGCCGCAGCAGCAGCAGCAGCAGGGAGAGCAGCAGCUAGCAAAUAAGCUUCCCUUCGUGGGCAAAACCAUUACCUUCUUUUUGCCGCAGCUGGGGGCUUCUGCAGCAACGCAAUUUGACGCCUUAGACUGUGUGCAGCAGCAGCAGAAGCAGCAGAAGCAGCAGCAGCAGCAGCAGGAACAGCAGCAGCAGCAGCAGCAGCGCAAGGCGAAGCAGCUGGUUCGCCCAGUGUAUGUACACCUUCAUUCCCUGCCCUUGGAUAUCCAUCGGUCCCAAGUCGAGGCCAUUGUGGAAAACCUGUACCUCCGCCUGACAGCAGCAGUUGAAGGAAUAGAAGAGCCUCUACAAGAAGUUGCAAAGCCGGCGCCGCUGCUAACCCCCAAAAACAAGGAAAAGCAGGCGAUGGAAAGUCUUUUUCAGCAGCAAAUAGAUGAGGUGGCCUUCAAAGACGCUUUGUACCAGCAGGAUAUCAAAUACAUUGCGUAA
Messenger RNA from Eimeria tenella, 531 nucleotides. RefSeq lists its product as uncharacterized. The transcript has 3 exons. The record is from RefSeq and is a predicted model, not a curated record. Lineage: Eukaryota; Apicomplexa; Conoidasida; Eucoccidiorida; Eimeriidae. The annotation marks the transcript as partial.